Gastrolobium bilobum is the source of this 1995-nucleotide messenger RNA. Its product is annotated as LEAF RUST 10 DISEASE-RESISTANCE LOCUS RECEPTOR-LIKE PROTEIN KINASE-like 2.4. Gene Ontology annotation, biological process: protein phosphorylation. Bases 1 to 1932 code for a protein of 643 amino acids. Lineage: Eukaryota; Viridiplantae; Streptophyta; Magnoliopsida; Fabales; Fabaceae. The transcript has 3 exons. Gene Ontology annotation, molecular function: protein kinase activity; polysaccharide binding; ATP binding. The record is from RefSeq and is a predicted model, not a curated record.
AUGGUUACCCAUUUCCCCUUCCUCUCAUACAUACUCACCAUUGUUUUCUUCUUAACAACUUUGCCACAAUCCUACUCUCAAAAAAAUGACUCCUACUCUAUUUGCAGCCAAUCAUUCAGUUGUGGAACUCUCACAGACUUAUCCUAUCCUUUCUGGGGAGGGAACCGACCCCAUUUUUGUGGCAGCGAUGGGUUCAAGCUCACGUGCAUGGAUAACCAAACCACUUCAGUUCAAGUUGGCUCACAAAAAUUCAAUGUACUAAAUAUUAACCAAACGGCUAGUACCAUGAGAAUGGUGCGAACAGACCUUGUCUAUGAUAGCUGUUCUUCCAAUUUUACCAACACUUCUCUGAGUGCCAGUCCCUUUAGUUUUCUCCCAACUGUUCAGAAUGUCACUAUAUUCUACGAAUGCCCUUCUGAGAAUUCAAUUGUGGGGAACACUUUUACGUGCCAGAAUGAUAGCAAUAAACAUGCUUUUUAUGUGGUCAAUGGAACUCAGCUUCAGCAGUUCCCAGGCCUUCUGAACUGUGGGGUUAGUGUUCGAGUGCAAGUUUCACGGAGUGUUGUUUGGGACUCUGAGGGUGGAGUUGGUGCGUUGAAGAAAGCGCUUGAUCAAGGGUUUGAUGUGCAGUAUGAUGCAAAGUGGUCUUCUCAGUGCACAGCAUGCAAGGAAUCUGGAGGAGCAUGUGGAACGAAUGAGAAUGAUUCGACUCAGUUUUCAUGUUAUUGCUUGGGUGGAACUCAUGGUUCAGCGUGUCCUUCUCACAAAAGUCGAACGAUGAACAGAGUGUUGAAGCUGGUUUUAGGUUUCGUAGCUACUGGAAUUGGACUACCUCUUAUUGCUGUCAUCAUAUGCCGUAAUAAAGCCAUGCUGUGGAAGAUUAUAUUAACACAGUUUGGGAAGAUAAAAAGAAAUGAUCGAGACAUAGAAGCCUUCCUUGCAAGUCAAGGUCCUCUGAGUUUAAAAAGAUAUAGUUUCUCUGAUGUAAAGAAAAUAACCGACUCCUUCAAAGUUAAACUGGGAGAAGGUGGUUAUGGUUCUGUAUACAAAGGAAAAUUACUCGAUGGUAGCUUUGUGGCUGUAAAGUUACUAAACGAGUCCAAAGGGAAUGGCGAAGAAUUCAUCAAUGAGGUUGCCAGCAUAGGUAAAACAUCCCAUGUUAAUGUUGUCACUCUUCUUGGAUUUUGUCUUGAAGGAAACAGAAAAGCUCUUGUCUAUGAAUUCAUGUCCAAAGGUUCCCUUGAAAAGUACAUUCACAACAAGGCAACUGAAACUACUCCAUCCUUGAGUUGGGAUAACUUGUACCAGAUUGCAAUAGGGAUAGCUCGAGGACUUGAGUACUUGCAUAAAGGAUGCAACACUAGGAUUUUGCAUUUUGACAUUAAACCACAUAAUAUCCUUCUGGAUGAAACUUAUAGCCCAAAGAUAUCAGAUUUCGGGCUUGCUAAGCUCAGCACAAGGGAUAAUAGCAUUGUUUCAAUGUCAAAUGCUAGAGGGACAGUUGGGUAUGUAGCUCCCGAAGUGUGGAAUAAAAGUUUUGGUGGUGUUUCACAUAAAUCUGAUGUUUAUAGCUAUGGAAUGAUGCUGCUAGAAAUGGUUGGAGGACAGAAGAACAUUAAUGUUGAAGCCAGUCGCUCGAGCGAGAUAUAUUUUCCUCAUUUGGUUAUUUAUAAGAAGCUUGAGCUGGGAAAUGAAUUAGGACUUGAUGGGAUAAUGUCCACAGAUGAAAAUGAGAUAGCUAAGAGAAUGACUAUGGUGGGUUUGUGGUGCAUUCAGACAAUUCCUUCUCACAGACCCACAAUAAGUAGAGUGAUUGACAUGUUGGAAGGUAGCAUGGAUUCCCUGGAAAUGCCACCAAAACCUGUUCUGUGUUCUCCUCCAAGAUCAACAACAGAAUUUUCCACUACAUCAAAUUCACUUAAUAGUGUCUGAUGCUGCUGCAGGAGUUGCAUGUUUUCUUUCAAGAUUUCAAACAUAAAAAAUGUUGAUGAUAAA